Molecule: messenger RNA, 1785 nt
Organism: Olea europaea var. sylvestris
Lineage: Eukaryota; Viridiplantae; Streptophyta; Magnoliopsida; Lamiales; Oleaceae
Product: protein DETOXIFICATION 7-like
Exons: 3
Coding region: 1231-1644 (137 amino acids)
Source: RefSeq, a predicted model, not a curated record
CUCAACCCCUGCUAUAUAGGUCCACCCCUGCUGCUACUUGACUAUGGACUAAGAUGAAAAUUUUCAUUUUGGACCCCACAGUUCGAAAUGUCUGGAUACACCCCUACAGUUCGGUAUAUUUGGUGCUUUGGAAACUCUGCGUGGACAGGUACAUGGAGCAGAGCAAUAUCAAAGGGUUGGAACUUUUACUUAUGGUUCUAUAAUAUGUCUCUUACUGGCGUGUUUACCAAUAUCUUUAAGAUGGAUAUAUACGGACAAGAUAUUGAUAUUGAUAGGCCAAGACCCUUUAAUCUCAGUCGAAGCUGGCAGAUUCUCAAUGUGGCUCAUCCCUUCACCGUUCCCUUAUGCUAUUCUUCAGUCUCUGGUUCGCUACUUGCAGAUUCAGAAUUUGAUUCUUCCAAUGUUAAUUGAGUUCGCUUGCAUCUCUAUGCUUCCAUUUGCCUAUUUGCUGGGCUCUAAUAUUCAAGUUAAAGCCAGGAAAUGCUGAAGAAUCACUUGCUAUUUGUUUAUCGUAUAUGGUGAAUGUAAUCUUGCUUCUAUGUUUCCGUUAUUUCCCAAUUCCAGUGUGUAGUUUAGAGCGGUGAUCGUUUGAGGUAGUGAUACUGCUUAGUGGACUGUUGCCAAAUCCAGAGCUGGAGAUGUCCGUGCUACCGUAUGGUAUGCCUAUUUCCUAUACAUUUUAGGCACGUUUGUUAAGGUAGAAUGCACGGUACUGAACAUUAUUAAAGAAAAAGUGAAGCUAUAUGUUGUCAAUUAUAUUGUCCAGUACCAAACAUAUUCUCGAUGCUCACGGAUUUCAAUUGUAUGUUUAAUUUGGAGUUUACUUUUCUCUAUGAGCAGCUUGAUUAUUACUUCUUCGCACUAUCUGCUGCAAGGUUUGAUUUUAAUCUCUCUACUCUGACAUAAUUGCUAUAUGAUUUGUAUCUAGAACAAAACUAGAAUCUUAAUAUUUUCUUGUAGCACUCAUGUAUCGAAUGAACUCGGAGCUGGGUAACCACGAGCAGCUAGAGUUGCUCUCUUUGCCAUUCUUGUUCAGUUGUUUGAGUUCAUUACAGCCAGCACUAUUUUAUUCUUUUGCCGUUAUAUAUUAGGAUAUGCAUUUAGCAAUGAAAUGGAUGUCGCGAAUUAUUAUGUCAAAGACAUGACUCCUUUUCUUUGUGUCACCAUAAUCACGGACAGCUCACAAGUAGUUCUUUCUGGAGUAGCUAGAGGUUGCAGGUGGCAGGCAGCAUGUUGGGGCCUAUGUCAAUCUUGGAGCAUAUUACAUUGUUGGAAUUUCAAAUGGCGUUACUCCUAGAAUUGGUUAUGCACUUAAAAGUAGAAGGCCUUUGGAGUGGAUUGGUGGCUGGAGCAACAGUCCAAGCUUUCUUGCUUGCCCUUAUAACAUGUCUCACAAAUUGGGAAAAGCAGGCAAUGGAAGCAAAGUGGAGAACAUUCGACUGGAAUUUUCCAGCUCAGUCUGUAAGAAUGAUGAAGCUCAACACUUGUUCUGAUCGCUUUAAUAGAAUAAAAUUACAGGCAGCAUUGCAUUUAUAUGAGAAUGAUGCUUCGAAUAACCAUUACUCAUAUAAUGAAUCAAGAAUUUCGACUAAGAAAACCUCAGAGAGACUCUGCACACCCAGGAGUUGCAAGAUGGAUGAGUAAAGUAUCAGCAUUCAGAUCAGAUGUGUCAAGUGGACUUUGUCUUCUCCAUUCAAACAUGUUCUAAGAAAUAAAUGCAGACGUGCUUUUUUAUAAUUUCUUCUCAUUGACCUGUCUUGCACACCUUGGUAGCUACAAAAUUCU